Molecule: messenger RNA, 741 nt
Organism: Synchytrium microbalum
Lineage: Eukaryota; Fungi; Chytridiomycota; Chytridiomycetes; Synchytriales; Synchytriaceae
Exons: 7
Coding region: 1-741 (246 amino acids)
Biological process (GO): intracellular protein transport; intra-Golgi vesicle-mediated transport; retrograde transport, endosome to Golgi
Cellular component (GO): Golgi apparatus; SNARE complex; endoplasmic reticulum membrane
Molecular function (GO): SNARE binding; SNAP receptor activity
Source: RefSeq, a predicted model, not a curated record
AUGUUAACUUAUUCACCAGUCUCUUUCGCAUCUCCAGAACCGCCAAUUCAAAACAUGUCGACAGAAGGAGCUUCCGCCAUAUUCGAGGAAUAUCAAAAGGAAUAUGAUACUGUCCAUGAAUCCAUAUCCCAGAAACUCGCUUCAGUGCCCUCCGUCGCUGCUGAACAGAAGAAACUGCUAGUCAGCCAGACGAAACGAGAAUUGGAAGAAGCUGAUGAGAUUAUCUCACAAAUGGAAAUGGAACUCUUAUCACUACCGGGCCCAAUACGAUCUCGUCUACAACCACGAGUCAAAUCAUACAAGGAUGAAAUCAAGAAAUUCGAAAAGGAAUUGAAUCGCACAACUGCAGUAUCAGGCAAAUCAGAACGUGAUCAAUUACUAGGAACUGGCGGUUCACAUAUCGUGGAUGUUGAAGCUGCUGGAAUGGAUCAACGAUCACGAUUGUUGCAAGGAACUGAAAGGUUACAAGGCGCUAGUCGUAAAUUGGAUGAUGCGAGACGUUUGGCUCUUGAAACUGAAACAAGUGGUAUCUCAACUUUAGAAUCACUGAGUCGACAACGAGAGCAGAUUCAACGAACACGCAACACUUUGACGACUGCCGAUGGAUUCAUCUCGAAGAGUCAGGGUAUCCUCCGAGGGAUGCAGAGAAGGAUGGCCACCAACAAACUCAUCACCGCAGGCAUCAUCAUAUUGAUGAUAUUACUCAUCGUGCUUAUUGUUUGGGCCAAAUGGUUUUCAUAG